Cucumis sativus (cucumber) is the source of this 1876-nucleotide messenger RNA. Its product is annotated as putative RING-H2 finger protein ATL12. The transcript has a single exon. The record is from RefSeq and is a predicted model, not a curated record. Lineage: Eukaryota; Viridiplantae; Streptophyta; Magnoliopsida; Cucurbitales; Cucurbitaceae. The coding region runs from base 379 to 1647 and encodes 422 amino acids.
GCUUGUCUAAUUGAAUGUCUUCUACAGAUGCUUUAGUUUAAUGUUCCAUCCUGCCUUUUGUGCAGCAAUACGAUAGCUCUAUGAGAAUUGUAUGACAUUAGAGGCUUUUUGCUUCAUAUACUUAUAAAAAUUUACCAACAGAUUGUUUCUUUUGGCUGCUAGAAAUUUUGUGCAACUUAUCAUUUGAUGUAGAUAUUCAACCUACCAAGCUUCAAAUGAUUCACAAAGUUAAUUCUCAAUAACUCCAAGUCCUCAGAAAACUACAAAAGACUAAUUUCAACCAGAGAUAGGAAGUCUUUUUGUUCUUGCAAAGUCCCAUUUAGAGUUUAAAAGAGUUUUUUAGGGAGUUUUUAGAAGAGUUUUUCAUGAGUUUUCUCCAUGGGUAAGUUUAGUAGAAUCAUUAUGAUCAUUUUGACUAUUUUUCUUUUUCCUGUCAUUGCACAAGCACCUUCUCCACCAAAAGCUGGUUCUGGUAUUCCACAAAACUUCACCAUUGUUAUUGGAAUCCUCUCCAUCAUGUUCUCCAUGGUCUUCAUCCUUGUUGUUUAUGCAAAAUUCUGUCACCCGACUUCCCAUUUUCGUGGCGAACCGCAAGCUCAUCUCGGGCAUGGACUUCUCAGAUCAGACUCAAGAUUUUCUGGGGUUGAUCAAAAGGUGAUUGAUGCACUUCCUUUCUUUAGAUUCUCAUCACUCAAAGGAUCAAGGGAAGGGCUGGAAUGUGCUGUUUGCUUAUCCAACUUUGAGGACAUUGAAGUCCUUCGGUUGCUUCCGAAAUGCAAGCAUGCCUUUCACAUUGGCUGUAUUGACCAUUGGCUCGAAAAGCACUCGAGCUGUCCCAUUUGUCGGUGUAGGAUAGGUGUCGAGGACAUUGCAUUCUUUAAAUCUAACAGUAUAAGACUAAUCAGGAACAACAGCCGGUCAGAGCUGCCACAAGAUUCACGCAUAGAGCUCUUCGUGCAGAGAGAGGAAAAUCAUCAUAACUCUUCAAGGUCCAACAACGGAACCAGCUUCAGGAACAUAGGAAAAGGUAACAAGGAAAAAGAAGUAUUGAUCGAAAAUGAAGCUGGUGAAUGCGAAAGUGAGGAGCGAGUGCUUUUUCACAAGCAUAAACACAAGAUUCUUGUAUCUGACUUUGUUUUCAUGAACAGAUGGAGCAACUUGAGUUCUUCUGACCUUGUGUUCUUGAACACAGAAAUGCUUGGGGUCAUGUCCAGCAAUAGAUUCUCUUCUUUAGAUUCAGAAAGCAUUAGCCAAUCAGCAACAAGAGAAAAAGAAGGCAAAAAGACUUCACAAAUUAAGGAGGAGAUGGAAAUGAAGAGAUCAUUCGAGAGGAGGAUAAGCAUAGCUGAGAAAAAUAGCUUAGUUUCAAUCUCAGGCAUUUCUUCUACAUCAUCAGAUUCUAAUGCAAGUACAUCAAGGACAACAAUUCUUAAUGAAAGAAGAUCUGUCUCAGACACCACUGCUUUUUCAAGAUUUGGUUAUUUUAAUGAGAAUGCAACAAGAGACAGUUCUAUGAUUGAAGCUGAUGCAAAAAGUUUCAGAAUUAGGCAGCUAUGGUUGCCAAUAGCUAGAAGAACAGUGCAAUGGUUUGCCAAUAGGGAACAAAGGUUUCGACUGUCAAAGUACACACAGCAGCCAGAUGCAUAGACAGAAUGAAUUUCAAGGGUUUGUAAUCCUUGUUUAAAAAUAUAGUCAUUUGAUUCGUUUCUAAUCAUGUAAAAUGGAUCUUUUGUUCUUUUUUCUUUUGGGUGUUGUUACAGAGAUGAGAGGCUGCUGUCUUCUAAUCCAAAAGUUUGAGUUAUUUUGGUGACUUUCUUAAAUGUAAACACGAACCCCAUUUAGUCAUAAGUGACUAAAAUGGUUAAUCUUUUUGUCA